CUGCCGCGCCCGCCCGGCCCCCGCCAUGGUGGCAUGGAUCAUCUCCAGGCUGGUGGUGCUAAUAUUUGGCACCCUUUACCCUGCAUAUUAUUCCUACAAGGCUGUGAAGUCAAAGGACAUUAAAGAAUAUGUCAAAUGGAUGAUGUACUGGAUUAUAUUUGCACUAUUCACCACAGCAGAGACAUUCACUGACAUCUUCCUUUGUUGGUUUCCAUUCUAUUAUGAACUAAAAAUAGCAUUUGUAGCCUGGCUGCUGUCUCCCUACACAAAAGGCUCCAGCCUCCUCUACAGGAAGUUUGUACAUCCCACGCUGUCUUCAAAAGAAAAGGAAAUCGAUGAUUGCCUGGUCCAAGCGAAAGACCGAAGUUACGAUGCCCUUGUGCACUUUGGGAAGCGAGGCUUGAACGUGGCGGCCACGGCAGCGGUGAUGGCUGCUUCCAAGGGACAAGGUGCCUUAUCGGAGCGACUCCGGAGCUUCAGCAUGCAGGAUCUCUCCACCAUCAGGGGAGACGGCACCCCUGCUCCCUCGGGCCCCCCUCCACCGGGCCCUGGGCGGGCCAGCGGCAAGCACGGCCAGCCUAAGAUGUCCAGGAGUGCUUCUGAGAGCGCCGGCAGCUCAGUGUGUACCUGCUGCUCCACCUGCAGGACCCGGAAAGUGGUUGAGGGCGAUGUGGAUGAGGGUGGUGUAAAGGCCUGGGGGCCCCACCAGGUCCAAAACCCAUUGGCGUUUUCUGACGAGGAGGAGGAAGACCUGCUGGACUUCAUGUACAAGUUUAAAGCACCUCGAAAGACGGAGUUCCCCCUGGAGGUCUCCCCUCCUUCCCCUUCUGCUGAACGCUGCAACCUGAGAGUCCAACUGAGGCAAGUUGGGAGCCCCCCUGCCCUCAGUGCAGAGACCCUUGUGAGACUCAGGCACCGCCUAGAAUCCUUCGAUCUCGCUUCAGGAAGAAAAGUACCUCAUCCUCGGCCACUGAAACCACGUGAGUGAGAUGAGCCAACAGCACCGGAUCCACAGAAUGUUUCUUCUCUGCCUUAAAGAGCUAUUUAUUCACUAACCACAUAGAAAACCGCAAGCUGGUGUGCCCUGUGACAGCCUCGGACGUGGCCUUUCCUCUCUCCCCUCUAAGAGCCCCCCUUUCCUUUUCUUUAUUUUGUUGGGGAGAGGAUAAGGGAAAGGUAGUGUGUGGGGGGUGUGAUCUUAGGUCUUCUGAGGUUAGUCAUUUCCCACCAUUGGAUUGGCAUACAGACAGCAGUGUUUUUAGAAGAGAAUCCCCCCACCAAGCUGCUGAGAUGUACAUUUGUAACUUAUUUGUUGCAUACUUUGUUUUUAGUCCUAUAUAUGCAAACAAAGCAAUUUUUUAAAAACUUUUUUUUUUUUUUGGUUCUUGAUACUAAUACUUUGGACUACGAUGUACAUAUUUAUGGCUUUUGACUUGAUACCGUGGACUUGCAAAAGCUGCCAGAGGUUCUGAUGUAUAAGAAAACUGCAAAAACAGAAGCGUAAAAGAUUAAUUCUGGAGGGUGUCUCAGAUGUGCUUACGAAGCUUCCAAACACACCUCAAGGACAUCCGUUUUUCCUGUAGGGCGAUGCUCCGUAUUCUUCAGUCAGUAUACCAGAGAAGUUUAGAAUGGAGACAUGAUAUUUCAGUACCAGAGGUGGGUAUGAAGUCAGGGGAACAUCCUAGAAUAAGGGAAAAGUCACAGGAAGCUUGUCUCCCCCAUGGGCACAGGAUUAGGAGCUUCAGAGUCCUUCCAGGGUGGGGACUUCUCAUUGCCUUAGGCAGGUUGGCUCACCUUUGGUAGAAAUAUUCGGGGAUGUAAACUCCUGGGAUUGUUGUGACAAAUCAUUGAGUGUUUAUUUCUCCUUCAUAGCACCCUGCGCUGUGACUGGCAAAAAUGAACCAAUCCACCCAAACAAAACCAACCCUAGAACCACGCUUUGUUUCAGAUGCUCCGUGAAGCACAUCUGAGAUGUCUGGGUAACGAUCCCAACCCUGGGUUCUAAGAGGUUGUAGAGGUUGCAUCUUCACGAAUGUGACCUGCUGCUCAGCUCCACGGGCAGCGGUGGCUCGCGCCCUCUGUUUGCUUCCUGGCUUGUGUGGAGUGUGAGCCAGAGAGAAGUGGCACGUUCACGGGCACUUGUAUUUCAUACAGGCCCACUUCUUUUAGGAAGAGAACAAAGCGCCGUCUGAGGCGACUCCCUAAUUAGACUGAGAAUUUUAUCUGAAAUGAAGAAUCUGGCUGUAAUAGCAUCUUGGUCAGAGGCGGCUGCUCCCCACUGGGAGCGCCGAGCCUAAAUGUAGGACUCAUCUACUUGUGCUUGGAAUUGAUGUUUCCUUUCAGUGUGAUGCAUGCAGUGGUCGCGACCCAGUUACUUAUCAUACUUGGAUUGUGUUUGUUCAUAGAUAGGCCCUGAACACUAGAGAAUUAGUGUCACGUACCACAUAGAACCUACUGUCAGUCAGCUAUAAGCAGGCCCAGUUAGAGACAGUGGCAUGACUGAGCUACACAAACCUACAUCAGUCUUUCCUGAGGACACAUUGGCUGGAUCUUAGCCACAUCGGAAAGGGUUUUACUUGAAGUUGUUAUCUACUAGAUUGCAAAUUUAAACCCCUUUUCCUCAUAAUGCCUCUGAAGGUGACUUGGUAAUUUACAAAAGGAUUUAGGAAAAUAAACCUAAAAGCAUAUGUGGGGUUCAGGAGGGCAAACAGAGGCUGGCUGUUUAAUGUUUGUGCCCCAUACCCAUCAAUACCUAAAUCUGUUAGUGAAGACAGAAAACCUGUUUUCUUCAAGCUCACAGAGUAGUUUCAAACAGAGGAAAAAUGUUUGAAAAAUGCUUUAAAAUGUAUUUACCUGUUAUUGGGAGUACCCAGAAUUAUCUGAAACAAAUGCAAAAAAAAAAAAAAAAAAAACUUAUUAAGCAGCUUUUUAGCAACUUUUUUUUUCUUUCCUGGCCAAAAUAAUAAAUGCCUUUAGCAGCAGAGAUUAAAAUCCUAUUGUACACAAGCUAUAUUUUCACCAUUUUACAGUGGAGAGUUUUAACAAGUAUGGGCUCUCAAGUUUGCACUCAAUGAUGCCAAAAACGAGUUUGAAGCACUCUACUCUCAGACAAGCUGUAUUACUUCUCAUUUAAGAUUUUAAAAAAUAGAAAGCACCCAAACUGCUGUCUUAAUGUAACUAUUUUUCCUUCAGGUGUUGCUUAGGGAGUUGGUUUCUUUCUUAAAAACACUCACAGUACAACUGAGAGCAGCUGUCAUAUUUCUGGCAAAAUGUGUUUACUUGCCCAGCAAGCUGUAUAUUUGUGUGGACUGACGUAAAAAUGUGAAUGCCUCCAAGUGUACACAUAGUGGUGUGGAGUUCUGUCAAGACGAUAAAGUUGAAUGUUUUUAAUUUGCUGAUUUACAGACACGGGCUGUUUACAAAAUGCUAAUGGAAAGUCUGUACCUUUCACGUAGUAAAUUUUUCUUUGCUUUUGAGCACCUGUUCUGUUUCUGAGGAGACGAGAGAGGGUGUUGUACUUACAAACUGGAGAGUUAGGCAUAAUCCCUCCUGGCUUUGUGUGAAUAGCUUGCUCACUUUGCUGGCCUCUGAAUUGUGUGUUCUCUAUAGUAAACUGUCCAUGUGUCUGUGAUAACAGUGCUUGUCAACCAUGACCACCAUUGAGUACCUUCCUAGUUGUUCAUCUUGCACAGCACUGGAAAUGGUAAAGGAUGUGCUUCAUUCGUGAACGGCAGGCACCAGAGGGCUGGUGUUCUGGAUGGUGACUGUGCACAUUCCCCCUUAUUUUAUCUCUGUAAUCCUAUAGGACGAUCUGUAAUCAAAUAGUAUACUGGACUGUGCAUCAAAGGGAUGUAAAAUUACAGUAUUCCAAAGGUUGAAGUUCUGUUUUGUUAUAAUGCCUGAUCUAUAUCUUGAAUAAAGUCUUAACAUGUUUCUUUUAAAAGA
Molecule: messenger RNA, 3945 nt
Organism: Odocoileus virginianus texanus
Lineage: Eukaryota; Metazoa; Chordata; Mammalia; Artiodactyla; Cervidae
Source: RefSeq, a predicted model, not a curated record